AUGGUGUCCCCAGGUCAAUCACAGUCGUUUGAAGACGGAACCGCUGUAAAACAACUGUCAUCGCACACAUAUGAAUCGCAUUUUUAUGACGCCUGGUGUAUAGGAACCGUACCCCACGGUGGCUAUGUGACAUCUAUCUUCCAACGGGUAGCAUCCACCCACUUCAACACCACCCUAGCGGCGCAGAACCAACCGCACACCAUUACGCUUCAUCUAGAUUUCCUCCGACGGACGCAGGCAGGACCAGCUCUCUUCACCGUCCGUGACAUUAAACUCGGCCGUCAAGCCUCAGUCAUCCAUGUCACGCUCACGCAAGCAGGACGAGAAGAAAUCGUCGGCUACAUCACCAACUCCAACAUGCACACCGAAACGGGUGUAUCAUUGCCCACCUCCUGGAGUCUCAAUCCCGCCCCAUUACCAGUUUCCUUCGACCUGCUACUUCGGGACCAAGAUAAGAACUGGUUUCACCUGCCCGAGAUGCCGUUCGCGCCUUUCCGCAAAGCCACGCAGAGGAUGGAGUUCUAUCUCCCACGCCAGGUUGAGCCGAUUAGAAGGAAUUCUGAUCAGUGGGUUACGUUAAAGGGCGGCGAGAAAUGGACGAAUGAAAGCCUAGGUUUCGUGUGUGAUAUGUGGAUUACGCCCGUAGAAACACUUUCAGCCACCCAGCAGGACGUGGCGAAGAGAGUGCCGAUGUGGUAUCCGACGGUGCUGUUGAAUCUUGAUAUUAAGAAGCUGCUUCCGGAGGGGGGCGCAGAGUGGCUUUUUGUUAGAGUCGAGACUAAGCAGGUUAAGAAUGGCAGGAUGGAUCUGGAGGUUGUUAUCUUGGAUGAGACUGGGGAUAUUGUAGCUUUGAGUCAUCAUGUUGCUCUGGCUGUCUCUGCGGAACGGAAUGCUGCUGAGCGUACGACGGGCGCGAGCAAGAUCUAA
Molecule: messenger RNA, 927 nt
Organism: Venustampulla echinocandica
Lineage: Eukaryota; Fungi; Ascomycota; Leotiomycetes; Helotiales; Pleuroascaceae
Exons: 2
Coding region: 1-927 (308 amino acids)
Source: RefSeq, a predicted model, not a curated record